AGAGAAUCUUCAUUUUUUUCUAUCCUAUUCUUAACGAGACACCCUGAAUAUGAUAUAAUACUCAAAAAUGAUACCAACCUAAGAUUACGUCACCUCAUGACUUAUAUAAUGCUAAAAUGUCUUGGAAUUUAUCGAAAAUGACAACGCUGUAAAAAAUUGGGCCAAAAAGUGCGGUUAUGUAUUCUGAAUGGAGCCUCGUGAGAUUUUUAUAAGUUUUAAAUGUAUUUUUCUAUUUUUUGAUUAAGAUAUAAACGAAUUGAUCAGAAUGCAUCGAUUGUUAAACAUCCAAGGAAAGUCGUUCUACAAAUAUUCACGUGAAUCAUUCAGUUUACUUAAUGCAAACGCAAAUGAUUGCCUCUUAUGUAAACUAAACAACACAUUUACAGGUUCAGUCAGAUUCAAUUCAACCAUUGUUAAUCCCAGUUUAAAAAAAUAUAAAAAGUUUAGGAAAAAGAAAAAGGAAUAUGCAGAAUUGCUAUUUGUAACUGAAAAUUCAUCAUGCCAACGUAGGGCUACUGUUAAAAAACUCACUUUCAGUGAUCUAGAGCUACUAGCUACAACAAAUUUAAAUCUAAGCGAGCUAUAUAAAUUAAAAGAACUUUCCCAAAAUAAAAUUUUUAAUGAACACACAUACAAUAAUUUAAAUAUGAUAGAUAAUUUCCCAACAUCUAGUUUAGACAUACAUAAAUCAUUAAAUCUGAAUGUAAGCAGUGAUAAUAAUAAACGGGCUGUAAAUUUGGAUGUGCCUGAUAUGAAUAUAGUAGCCGAAUUACAAAAUGUUAAAGAAAAUAUGGGUCUACCGAUAACAGAGAUAUUCAAUGAUUCUGGUGAGUUAUCGAGUAUACAUGUUGAACAAGAGGCCGAGUUAGAAAGUUUAAAAGUUAUAAACACAUUUCAACCGGAAGUGUUGGACGAUCAGAUAUCAGAAGUAGAAGAAAUAAAAGAUCCACCGGGACAUAAAGCAGUAAAAACAGAUACUGAUCGCAAACGUAGGGAAGAAAUCAUAACAAAAACUGUGGCUGCUUACAUAGAAGUGUGCGCCCAUUUAAAAAACCCCCAACGAGGAUUGUCAGCUUUAAAUUUCCAUAGAAUUAAAACCAAAAGGUUAAACAACAAGACGUACAUUCCUAUAAAGAGCCCCAACGUCUACAACGCCUUGUUGAAAGGGUUUGCUCAAAAGGGCUCAUUUUCCAAAAUUAAAGAAAUUUUAGACAUAAUGAAAGAAGAGGAAGUAGAAUGCACUGUACAAUCGUACGUGGCUAUUUUUGAAUGUUUAGCUCUAAUUGAAGACAAUUUAAAAGAAUUAGAAAACUAUGCCAACAAAGCUUUGGCUCAGAAUAUUACUUUCGAUAAAAUUAUGAAUGAAGGUAUAUUUCUUAAUAACGAAAGAGACCUUGUGUUGAAUGUAAUGAGAAAGAUCGAUUCGAACUAUGCUCCAAAAUAUAACAAUCCGAUAGUGUUUUAUGACAAUCAGUUAGUGAAUCAUCUGAAUCAUCCUGAACAAGAAAAUCCCUUUGUUCCAAAUUCAAAAGAAAGUAAUGGAUUAUUUACGCCUUUUACUCUGAAAGAAUUGGUGGAUAAACAAAUUAGUUUGGAAAAGGAGGGUCAUAUUACAAUCAAUAGCAUAGAAACGAAAUCUCCACUCACAGAGGAAGUAUUAAGAAAUCGAAUAUCCCUCGACGAUCAUUACAAAAUGUGGGAAAACGAGGCUCUCAAAGCUUUCAACAGAGAUUUAGCCACAUUAUCAGCCCAAAGAAGUGCUACGAACAUGGAACCGUACAUACGAUCCAUCCCAGCUAAAGAUUGCAUCGCGAUAAUCGUUGAAGAGGCUAAAAAGAUAGCUCAAGGUUCCGAAACCUACAGUCCCACCGUUAAUAUGCUUUAUAAAGAUUUAGGCACCAAAGUUUACGCUAGAUAUAAAGUACUGCGCAAACAGAAGACUGGUGUAUUGGAUAAAAUUACUGACAUACAUAAAAUGUACUGCACUCACUACGCUAACACCCACAAAUCUUUAGAAGUUUUACCUGAAGAAGAAGUUAUUUUAAACCCCAGACACACCUGGCAAGGCAUCGAUUAUAAUUUGAGGGAAAAAGGGGCUACUCUCGAUAUGGACCAUCAAGAUUGGGUACCCACUAUUUUGACGUUCAUAGGAAAAUUUCUAUACCACAUCGUGAUGUACGAUCUCAAAGUAGACGUCAACGUUUUGAGAAACACCAAACACAAAAACCAUUUACCCGCGUUCUAUACGAUUUUCAGAACCCAAGGGAGGAUCGUAAAAGAAGAGGUUAAACCCCAUCCAGUCUUAUCAAAACUCUACAGGCAAUCGAAUCCGGAAACUUUGACGUUUCCCACUUGCGACGUUCCUAUGAUUUGCCCGCCGGUGCCUUGGAUUUCGACGCAAGUGGGCGGGUAUUUGAUUUCGCCGUCCGAAGUUAUUCGAUUGCCUGCGCAAGCUACUAGCCAAAGAAAUCGGCUGAGCGAAGCGGGAUCGCAACAGCUCUAUCCUAGCUUCGACGCUCUAAAUCAACUGGCGGCCGUACCGUGGAAGGUUAACACGAAGAUACUCGAUGUUAUAUUGGAGGUAUUCAGAAACGGUGGUUCAUCACAACUGGACGUGCCGGAACCGCCAUCUUCGUUGAAACCUCCACCGCAGCUCACACAAGACAUGGAUAAAGCCGAAAGAUAUGAACUCUUUAAACAAAAGAUGCAACAUAGAAGGAAAAAGGCGGAAAUGUACUCGUUAUGGUGCGAUUGCUUGUACAGACUUUCCUUGGCUAAUCAUUUUCGUAACGAUACGUUUUGGUUACCGCACAACAUGGAUUUCAGAGGUAGGGUAUAUCCCGUACCUCCUCAUUUAAAUCAUCUGGGUUCGGAUCUGGCCAGAUCUAUGUUGGUGUUCGCCGAACCCAGGCCCUUAGGGCCCGACGGUUUAGAUUGGCUUAAAAUACAUCUGAUCAAUUUGACCGGAUUAAAGAAGAAGGAAUCUAUCCAGAAAAGAUUAGAAUACGCGAACGAAAUCCUUCACACGAUCGUCGAUUCCGCGGACAAACCGCUGACCGGUAAGCGAUGGUGGGCGGAAUCGGACGAACCUUGGCAAACUUUGGCUUGCUGCAUGGAAAUAGCCGACGUCAUCCGUUCCGGCGAUACGGAAAACUAUCUUUCCUAUUUCCCCAUACACCAAGACGGCAGCUGCAACGGUUUACAACAUUACGCGGCGCUGGGAAGAGACGCCAGCGGCGCCUUUAGCGUCAAUUUGUGCGCUUCCGAUGUACCGCAGGACGUGUACAGCGCCGUCGUCAGUUUGGUCGAGAAACAGAGGAUCGCUGAUGCUGAAAACGGGAACGAGAUUGCUAAAUUGCUUGAAGGUUUUAUCAAAAGGAAGGUCAUCAAGCAAACCAUCAUGACGACAGUAUACGGCGUGACUAGGUACGGUGCUAAGCUUCAAAUAGCUCGUCAACUCAAGGACAUCGAUGAAUUUCCUAAAGAUUUAGUAUGGCCGGCUUCAUCUUAUCUUACUGGAAGGACGUUCGAUUCCUUAAGGACGAUGUUCACGUCUUCGAGAGAAAUACAAGACUGGUUUACGGAAUGCGCUAGGUUGAUUUCGGCUGUCGGAGGUCAACACGUCGAAUGGGUUACGCCUUUAGGUCUACCGAUCGUGCAACCGUAUUUUAAAUACAGAAAAACGACCGUUGGGACUAAUUACGAUUCGUAUAUUAUAGAUAAGUAUGAAAAACCGAACGUGAUGAAACAGAAAAAUGCCUUUCCUCCGAAUUUCAUACACUCCUUGGAUUCUAGUCAUAUGAUGCUGACGUCGCUUCAUUGCGAAAGGGCUGGUAUAACGUUCGUUUCGGUGCACGAUUGCUAUUGGACGCAUCCUUCGACUGUACAUAUCAUGAAUAAGAUCUGUAGAGAACAAUUUGUUACGCUUCAUUCCGAACCGAUUUUGGAAAACCUCUCCGAAUUUUUGUGGGAAAAAUUCAGUUAUGACCAAAGUGAAUUCACUGGAGAUGGAUCUGUGAUAGACUUGACGAAGAAGAAGUUGAACAGAGUGUUGCGACAACUUCCGAGCACCGGCGAUUUCGAUAUCAAUCAAGUGUUGAAGUCGGUGUACUUCUUUAGUUGAUGUUUUACGCUUUAGAUUUUUUAUGUUGAAUAAAAGAAUUGUGAUUAA
Molecule: messenger RNA, 4171 nt
Organism: Psylliodes chrysocephalus
Lineage: Eukaryota; Metazoa; Arthropoda; Insecta; Coleoptera; Chrysomelidae
Source: the annotation of a GenBank genome assembly